Messenger RNA from Pleurotus ostreatus (oyster mushroom), 3432 nucleotides. RefSeq lists its product as uncharacterized. NCBI's taxonomy places the organism in Eukaryota, Fungi, Basidiomycota, Agaricomycetes, Agaricales, Pleurotaceae. The transcript is spliced from 20 exons. The record is from RefSeq and is a predicted model, not a curated record. The coding region runs from base 1 to 3432 and encodes 1143 amino acids.
AUGCUGGCAGGUUUGUUGUCAGUGCUAAUCGCAUUCGCGGCGUCUUUGGCGCAAGCCACUGUCCUUAGGAACUUCCAGGUUGCACAACCAGUACCAGUACCUCAGGACGUGAAGAGCUGUACAAUCCAAGUUCUGCAGUCAUUCAUAGCGCCAGUCGCCCCGAAUGUCGAUGACAUACAACAACGUAGCCCUCCCACCGAUUGCGGUGCACCCGGUACCUGGUCAGCCAUCACACUGAACUUCACAGUCACCUCCAAUGGAACCCAAUUCGACCGGCUAGGCAUAUUCACAUUCCAAAAUGUUGAGAUCUGGCGUACAUCGACGCCUGAGCCCGUGCGAGGUGACGGUAUCAUCUGGACGUAUAUCAAGGAUAUUACGCAUUAUGCGCCGCUUUUCCGGAAACCCGGGACAUUCAUUUUGCAAUUGGAUAACUUGAUACAGGACAAUCUUGACGGCGUGUAUGCAACGAUCUUACAUGCGACGUUCCAUGCUCCAACCACUAAGAAACAACGACGCAAACAGGCGGAUGUGAUCCUUCCAUUGUCGACGAUGCGGAACGAUACCGGCAACGAUGCCUCCGUUCCGCCUGGGUUUUCGACUAACGUCACUUUCCCGACGAACACUAUUAAAGUGUUUGCAGAGUUAUAUGCUUCGGGCAAUGGUCAAGAAGAGUCUUGGUACUUCAAUGUACCAAAUCGAUUCUUCUCCAACAUCCCCCCAGAUAUAACUUUCGGCAACGGCCCAUUCCGGGAAGUUAGGUUGCUGAUCGACGAACGCGUCGCUGGUGUUGCCUUUCCAUACGCAACGAUCUUCACAGGAGGGUUUGUUCCCUCAGUAUGGAGGCCCAUCUCUGCGUAUGGCGCUCUCGACCUCCCGACUUAUUUCAUUGACGUUACGCCCUUCGUGCCUCUGCUUGCUGACGGAAAAUCCCACAACUUCACCAUUGACGUGGUCUCUGCCGAAGCGAAUCACUCAACCCUACAAAAUUGGUUCGUCUCUGGAGCGCUCUACGUCGUAACUGAUUCCUCCACCCGGCCGACAAUAGGCAAGAUAGUCUCGUACGACGUCAGCCCGUUUGCUCAGUCCGCCACAAAGGGGAGCAUAGGAGACAUAGGAGAGGUAGAAUUCAUUUUGAAGGCCAGUCGAAGGCUUCGAAUCGAAUCGGAGAUCGUGAGUGGCAGUGGUGUCAAGUCGCACAUCGUGUGGUCACAGAGCCUCGCGUAUUCCAAUUCUCAAACAUAUCGGGUGAAUGGAACCGUGCAGUCACUGCAGCAAAGUUCGACGGGAAGAAUCACCUCUUCUCACGAUGGAGUCCCAGUUGUUAGAGAUGUUUUUUCCUAUCCGCUGGACAUAAACUUCAAAUACCUCACCCCCGACCUACAACAUUGGAAUUUCUCCAUUGACCACACGUACGACCGAUCUGUCUCACCUAACCCAUUCAUGAUCACUUCCAAAAUACAUUCCCGACAAGAGGGAGCUGGUUUCUACAACCUUGCUGCUACAGGUAACUUUGGAAAUGGGACAAACUCCAACAAUUUCGCCUACGAAGACGCCAAUGGGAACACAUAUACCAGACAGGUCAACGUUGCCUUCAAUAACAUUACUUUGGAUCGAAUAGUCGACAUGGUUGUGCUUUUGCCGACCCCCCAUUCUCUUGCCUUUCCCCUUGUGAACUGGGUGGAGAUGCUGCUACAAACUUUGCUACUUGUCCCAAGCUUCUUCCUUACUAUCUUUUCGAAUGCAGCGGUACUAGUUGACUUUCAAGUCGCCAAUCCUCCACCCGUGCCCCAGGGUACAAAGCAAUGUACCAUACAGAUAUUACAACGAGACUUCGCGUUCUCUUUUGGAUUGUCUGAAAUUGUGCAAUACGCACCUCCCACGGACUGUGGGGAACCGGGCUCUUGGGCUGGUAUUACUCUGAACUUUACCGUGACUUCCAAUGGGACUCAAUUCGACCGACUCGGCAUAUUCACGUUCCAAAAUGUCGAGAUUUGGCGCACAUCGACCCCCGAACCGACUCGCGGGGAUGGUAUAAUUUGGACCUAUGUGAAAGAUGUUACGCGAUAUACACCUCUCUUUGCGAAGAGUGGAACCUUCAUAUUGCAGUUGGAUAAUCUGAUCCAAACAGGCCUCGAUGGUGUUUACUCUACCGUACUUCACGCCACCUUCCAUGCUUCCUCUCCUACCCACCCCCCAGCGCCACAGGCAAACACCAUUAUCCCGUUGUCUACGUUGGCUAAUGACACAGGAAACGACGCCUCAGUUCCUCCGGGAUUCUCUAUCAAUGUUACGUUACCUCGAAAUGCUGUCGAAGUAUACGCCGAGCUGUACGCAUCAGGGAAUGGGAAUGAAGAAUUUUGGUAUUUCAACGUCCCCAACCAGUUUUUAUUUGCCCUACCCGCCGGGUUCGCCCUGGGCCAAGGUCCAUUCCGAGAAGUGAGAUUACUCGUCGAUGGACAAGUGGCUGGUGUCGCGUUCCCAUAUGCCACAAUAUUCACCGGAGGAAUCGUCCCAACCGCAUGGAGACCCAUAACGUCCUAUGGGGCGAUCGACUUGCCGACAUGCUUCCUAGACCUAACGCCUUUCGCUCCAAUACUGUCUGAUGGUCAGCCACACAAUAUCACUCUCGACGUGGCCUCUGCAGACCCCGACCGAACGACACUGCAGAAUUGGUUCGUGUCGGGGCUGCUCCAGGUCGUUACCGACUCUUCUUCCAAGCCCACGACCGGACGCAUCACUUCGUAUUCGGCGGACUCGUUCGCCGAAGUCUCGAAUGACGCGUCUAUAGCAUCGAACCGCGACACGGUCAUCACCGUCAAGGCUACGAGAAACAUCCAUAUCGAGGCUGAUGUCACCAGUGGAAGCGGGAAAACCAAACAUGUUGUCUUUAGCCAAAAUCUAAGUUAUUCCAACAAUGUAUUCCAAACUGCGACCGGAGCCGUUGUUUCAACACAUAACCAAGUCCAGAAAGUAGUCGACACCUUUUCCUACCCUUUAGGUAUAAACAUCACCAACAUUACACCCGAUGGGAGAAGUUGUGAGUACACAAGCGUCUAUUGGUGGGACAAUUACUCACUCGGCUUUUCAGUCAAAUCGGUGUUCGACCAUUCAUAUGAUCGGGUACUCUUACCUGCACCAUUCAUUUUGGGCUCAACAAUACGCGAACACCAGUUAGCGGACGGGUUCUUCAAUGUAGCACCAACUGGCAACACUGGCAACGGGACAAGCCAGAAUCAGCUCAGCUACGUUGACUUGUCGGGGAACACUUACAGCAGAGAAGUGAACGCGGCAUUGAACAUCAUCACGCUGGAUAAACAGAGUGGUUCGCUUGCUCCAGUGCAACAAACUUCGCUCCAGAAAGCGACGGUAUCGCAGAAGGAGGCAACUUUCGGAAGCGUUAGGUUGCCUGGUGGUAAACGAUUUGGUGUAUGA